AUGAGACACGCUGUUGGCGAGGGCUUCCUCGUCGUGCCGUGCCCCAGGGCGCUGACCUUCACCGCGGAGGAACCGCAUCGGUUGGCCGAGCGGGCCAAGGGGGACUGCUACACGAAUCGUGCUCACAAGACCCAGGAGCUUAUUGUCUGGUUGAAGUCGGCUUACUCAACCGACAACAAGGGCUCUUUGCCCAAGGAAGAUGUAUACGUGGACUACCUCAACUUCUGCGUGAUGUCCGACAAGGAGCCCUUGUCCAAGGCCAUGCUCGGCAAGAUCUUGCACCAGGCCUUUCCCAACAUUGCCUGCAACCGCCUGGGGCCGCGUGGCCACACGAAGCACUGCUACAAGGGCCUCCAGCGCAAGCCUUUGGGGGGCGACGUGCCCUGGCAGAGCAUGCCUGCAGCAGUACCAGACACCACAUCCGUGACCCCCGUCUUGCCGUCCUACGUCGAAGUCAGCGCGGCGAUAUCUAUGGGCACUGGUGUUGGGGCAGACGUCAGAGCACGGCCUGCGAAGAGAGUCAAGGUAGCGAGGGGAGAAGAUCGUCUUCCAAGCGGAUCGUCGUCUGCUUCCCGGAGGUACUACGGGGAGGACGAGGAAUCCGACGCCGACGAUGAGAGCGACUACGAGCAACUCGAGGCCCCCGAACACAGCAGCGAGGGCAACCAGACUAGCGACUGGGAGGGCGACGCCAGCGACUGCCACAGCUACGCCGAGCACGCCAGAGAGAUCGAAUCGGCUCAGAGACGUCAGGAGGCCCAGCCAGACUUCCAGCCCGCCCCCAACCGCGUAUCCGACAGCCUCCUCCACUUCCUCCGGGCCUCGCCCAACCGCGGACCCAGCUGUUGCGGCUGUGGGCAGGUGGAAGGCUCCUCUCCGUCGGUCAACCCUCCGCCCUACAUCAGCUUGCUCCAAGCCCACCAUCCUCUGCAGGGAGGCUACUACCCUCACUCCCAUGCCGGCCAUCCCUCGCAGCCGCUCUACUACCCUUCUUCGCAUCCUCCGCUCAUGGGGCACCAGCUCCAGACCCAGCCGUCGCUGCCUCCGAUCUUCGCGCCGAUUCACUUUACCGCGGCGCCACCGAGCGGCAUCAAGUCGCUGCUCCCCGCCCAGAGAAACCAACCCGGCCGACCGGUGGGUUACUGA
Messenger RNA from Acanthamoeba castellanii str. Neff, 1146 nucleotides. RefSeq names its product RFX DNAbinding domain containing protein. The transcript has 3 exons. The coding region runs from base 1 to 1146 and encodes 381 amino acids. Gene Ontology annotation, biological process: regulation of transcription by RNA polymerase II. NCBI's taxonomy places the organism in Eukaryota, Discosea, Longamoebia, Acanthamoebidae. Gene Ontology annotation, molecular function: RNA polymerase II cis-regulatory region sequence-specific DNA binding; DNA-binding transcription factor activity, RNA polymerase II-specific. The record is from RefSeq and is a predicted model, not a curated record.